AUGAAGCGCGGACGAUGUCGCUCCGGCCGUUGGGGCGGGCUCGCCUUGUGUACAGCGGGCCUGUGCUGGAUCGCGCCGGGCAUCUCCUUCGCGGCGUCCACGCAGCUCCGAGUGCCCUUUAAGGCACCUGGUCGGCUCACGCUGCGUCGCGCAGGCGUGCAGCCUCCGCAGCUCGAUUCGCAGUCCGAGCCCCCGGUGGAAACGGGGCGGAACCCGCAGGCCGUGGCCACCGACUUCGCUUGGGGCAUCGUGCUGCUGCCCGCGUCGGUGCUGGGUCUGAUCGUCGCCUACCUCUUCAGCGGUUUCCUGAGUGCCACGUCGCAGCCGCCGCCCGAGGUACCGCUGUCAGAGUCGCUUGCUGCCCUCAUCUCCAUCGAGGACGACUACGCUGUCCGGGGACCCGGCAUGGGACUCCGCCAACGUCUAAGCCGGUGGUUCCAUUGGGCCGAGCCCAAUCGGCGGGUGGACUUCGAGAUCAAAGACCUCCCGAACAGUCCACUCAAGGACAAGAUCCGCCAGCGCGGCAAGGACGCUGCAGAGGACAUCGCGAUGACGGUGGAGUAUUUCGUGGCGGGGAAUGGAAUCAUCGACGACUCUGGCUCUUCUCGCAUGGCUGACCGCAUCGCCCAGGACGAGGCCGCACGGGGCUACCCCGAGGCGGAGAAGUUUGCCGAGACCUGGGCAUUUGUUAGAACACACACAAUGUGGAUGUGUAAAGAAGCAGCAAGCAUCGGCUUUCUGGUGGCGUCGGUGGUGCUAGUUCCAGUAGUAGUAGCAGGAGUAGUAGUAGUAGUAGUAGUAGUAGUAGUAGUAGCAGUAGCAGUAGCAGUAGCAGUAGCAGUAGUAGUACAUUGUGCCGGGAAUUUAGAACAAGUUGGUCAAUUUGCAGUCUUGUCAGCCUGGUCAUCUUGCUCGGCCACUGGUCAUCUAGGUCAUCUUGGUCGCCACUGGCCACCUUGGUCACCUUGCCCCACUUGCCCCACUUGCUUGACGACUUGUUUACCAGUUAGAGCAAGAUGA
This is a messenger RNA of Symbiodinium sp. CCMP2456, 1020 nucleotides long. NCBI's taxonomy places the organism in Eukaryota, Dinophyceae, Suessiales, Symbiodiniaceae. The record is from the annotation of a GenBank genome assembly.